Molecule: messenger RNA, 429 nt
Organism: Iphiclides podalirius (scarce swallowtail)
Lineage: Eukaryota; Metazoa; Arthropoda; Insecta; Lepidoptera; Papilionidae
Source: the annotation of a GenBank genome assembly
AUGAUCGAGUUAGCGGCCGCGGGGGCUGCGAAGUGGUCGCAAACGAAGUUAUCCGCCCCGCGCCUGUUACGGGCCAUUUUCGUCAUAACUCCCCUCGUGAAUGCUCACAGAGAUGAUGGUUUAAAUGGGGAGCCCCUUUCGCGCGGCGCCCGUAGCAAUUGCUACUCGUGCCACGUGGUUAAUCCGGCACUGGUCAGCCCCACUCGCUUCGGACUCUCACUCGCCAAAUCUAAUCUAGAUCUCGAGAGUAACGGUGGUGAAUAUAAAGCUGAUGCUUCAAUAAGUACACUCGGCGCCAUCGCUCGGCGUGACCUGCGUCGGGCCCCAGCUAACGGCCAGGAGGGCCGGCUCCUCAUCAAUAUUUCAGGGGCGAAAUUGAAAAUCGCCUGCACCCACCGCUAUCACGCGACUCCGACAUAUCGGGAGCGC